Messenger RNA from Nerophis lumbriciformis (worm pipefish), 237 nucleotides. The record is from RefSeq and is a predicted model, not a curated record. NCBI's taxonomy places the organism in Eukaryota, Metazoa, Chordata, Actinopteri, Syngnathiformes, Syngnathidae.
AUGCACCCUGACCUGUCACCCCACCUACACACAGAUGAGUGUAAUGAGCUCAUAAACCGCCUGAAACAAUGCCACGCUGAGCAUAACGUUCUGAAGUUCUUUGGGACUUGUAACGACAUUGACCGCGCCAUGCGGAACUGCCUUAAAAAUGAGAGGCUGGAAAGGCGGGAGCGCAGCAAACAACAUGCACUAGCCAUGAAAAAGAGACUGAAAGAAGGACACAAGGAGCAGCUCUGA